Sarcophilus harrisii (Tasmanian devil) is the source of this 6992-nucleotide messenger RNA. It is a transcript of the gene PRKAR1A, whose product is annotated as protein kinase cAMP-dependent type I regulatory subunit alpha. Gene Ontology annotation, cellular component: cAMP-dependent protein kinase complex. Gene Ontology annotation, biological process: regulation of protein phosphorylation. Bases 360 to 1502 code for a protein of 380 amino acids. Gene Ontology annotation, molecular function: cAMP-dependent protein kinase regulator activity. Lineage: Eukaryota; Metazoa; Chordata; Mammalia; Dasyuromorphia; Dasyuridae. The transcript has 11 exons. The record is from RefSeq and is a predicted model, not a curated record.
AGGAAAGGGGGAGACAAGACAGACUAGUCAGAAGAGGCGGCGGAGAGGAGAGGAGAGGAAGAAAAGGACGAGGAACAGGGUGCAACAGCAGCGACAGGAGGAGCCCCACGAGAAGAGGUGGAGCUCUACUAGAAGAGGUGGAGCUCGAGGAGACCGAGAGAUAGACAGAAGAACCGACAGACCGAGAGAAAGAGGGAGACAGGGAGAAAAAAAGGGGACCGAGGAACUCUAGACACAUAGCGUCUCCAUCGAGAUCGAGAGUCAGAAAAGAGAGGUAUAGCUCUAUAGAGAAAGAGAAAUAGAGAAAGGAAGGAAGGAGAGCCAGAAGAGGAAAGAUUGUGGACAAGCAGCUAAAGGCAAUGGCAACCAGUAGCGCCACCACUGAGGAGGAGCGGAGCCUCCGGGAAUGUGAGCUCUAUGUCCAGAAGCAUAAUAUCCAGGCACUCCUCAAGGAUUCCAUUGUACAACUCUGUACUGUUCGGCCUGAUAGACCCAUGGCAUUCCUUAGGGAAUACUUUGAGAGACUGGAGAAGGAGGAAACAAAACAGCUCCAGAAUCUGCAGAAAGCAAGUACCCAAUCUGAAUCAAGGGAAGAAGAAGUUUCUCCUCCACCUCCCAAUCCUGUGGUUAAGGGUCGGAGGCGAAGGGGGGCUAUCAGUGCAGAGGUGUAUACUGAGGAAGAUGCUGCAUCAUAUGUUAGAAAGGUUAUUCCGAAAGAUUACAAGACUAUGGCUGCUUUAGCUAAAGCCAUUGAGAAGAAUGUAUUGUUCUCACAUCUUGAUGACAACGAGAGAAGUGAUAUUUUUGAUGCCAUGUUCCCAGCCUCCUUUAUUGCUGGAGAGACUGUAAUUCAACAAGGUGAUGAAGGAGAUAACUUCUAUGUGAUUGAUCAAGGAGAGAUGGAUGUCUAUGUCAACAAUGAGUGGGCAACCAGUGUUGGAGAAGGAGGGAGCUUUGGAGAACUUGCCUUGAUUUAUGGAACUCCUAGAGCAGCAACUGUCAAAGCUAAGACAAAUGUGAAAUUAUGGGGCAUUGACCGAGACAGCUACAGAAGAAUCCUUAUGGGAAGCACAUUGAGAAAGAGGAAGAUGUAUGAAGAAUUCCUUAGCAAAGUUUCUAUUUUAGAGUCUCUGGACAAAUGGGAGCGUCUUACAGUAGCUGAUGCAUUGGAACCUGUUCAGUUUGAAGAUGGGCAGAAGAUUGUAGUGCAAGGAGAACCAGGAGAUGAAUUCUUCAUUAUCUUAGAAGGUUCAGCUGCUGUGCUACAGCGUAGGUCGGAGAAUGAAGAAUUUGUUGAAGUAGGAAGAUUGGGGCCCUCUGAUUAUUUUGGUGAAAUUGCACUUUUGAUGAAUCGUCCACGAGCUGCCACAGUGGUUGCUCGUGGACCCUUGAAAUGUGUUAAACUGGACCGACCCCGAUUUGAACGUGUUCUCGGCCCCUGCUCAGACAUCCUCAAACGCAACAUCCAGCAGUACAACAGCUUUGUGUCACUGUCUGUCUGAAAUGUGGCUCCCCUGCUUGAGCCCAUGCUUCACCAGUCCUUUUCCUCAUUUGCAGCACCACGUGGCCAUUGUCAUUGUGGCUUCCUGUCUGUUUAUAUAAAAAAAAAAGAAAAAAGUUGCUUUCAUUGCACCAUUUUUAAUUUGGAGCAUUAGUUAAAAGUGCUCUGUGUCCAGUUUAAUAAAUAGAGUUAUAUGGAGACUUUGCUGUUACUGCUUCUCUUUGUGCAGUGUUAGUGUCCCAGCUUUUGGCAGUGAGUGCCAUGCUUUUUGGUGAUCCCCACCACCAAAUGAAUUGCCAUAGAGCAAGACUAUAACAGUGGAAAAAUGUUAAAAAGUGAAACAUGCUUUUCCAAUUAUUGUAAGCAUAUUUUAGACUGUGGUUAUCUGCUGUUUUUGUCAAAAAACAUCUCUGAAGUUUAAAAAAUGCAUGGGUACUCUUUAAUUCUCAGUGCAGUGGAGAGGCAUUUGCUUUAGUCAAAUGAUGUUUAGAGAUAGCAGGAAAUGUGUCCAUUGUCUGUUGGUUUUCAAAUGACUUACUAUGGUUUGUUUCUUAAAAACCUCCAGAUUCUUUGGUUGUCAUGUUUAAUUGCUUGCUUCUGCUCACUCUAGAUAUUGAUGUAACUUUCCUAAUUCAUAGAAGAAGCUUUUCUGCUUGACAUAUAUCCAGCUGCCAUUAUCUACUUCUCAGCCUGAUUCCAAAUGUUAGAAACAAAAAUUGGACUAAUAUUAAAUGAUAUUUGUCCAGUGAUUCACAGAUUGUAGAAUGAAUCCUCUAUUUACCCAAUUAGUGCCAAAUAUUAAAUGUCAGGCAUUGGAUUCAGUACAAGAAUUUGAGAUAAAUUUUCUGUUUUCUCCUUGUAGACUUUGCUUCUUGUAUGUUCUUUCUUUAAUUUCUGUAUAAGUUUCUCUGCCUGAUUUCAGGAGAUUGGUUUGACUGGGAGUGUAUACAUGUGGAAAACCUGUCACCAUGGAUUAAUGGAGGUGCUGUGGCUAAUGUGGGAACUGUGAGGUGGAUCAAAUAUGGUGUCAGGUACCUUUUCCUAUCCCUAAAAAUGCUUAUGAUUUAAUUUUCUUCUGUGUUAACCAGAAGUUAUGCUGGGUUGGGAGUAUGUGUGUUUAUUUUUAAAUUUAUGUAGAAUGCCAUGUCAGGCUUCCUUUUCCUUUCAACCUAAAGUUUUAGGACAAUCUUUAAGUAAAACGUCUCGGAGUCUUUAAUAUAUUUCAAUAUUUACUGGCUUUGUGUUAUAUUAUUCUAAAUAUGUCAGUGAUUUUAUUUUUUUUAAACAAAAUUCCACAGUUUCAUAAUGUAAGCAAUUUUGUUAGAUUUCAUUUUCAUUGUAAUCUUAUAGAGGAAAAUUGUACCUAGGAGUGAGAGACAAGCAUUUUUUGUAUUUGUUAUGUAAUAGGCUUAAAAUGCUUUCUGUUUUUUCCUGGGUAUUUACAUUGGUCAUGGUGUAUUUUGUUCUGAGAUUUAAAUGGUUUUCAAAUCCUAAGGCAUGAGCCUUGGGAAGGUUAAAAAAAAAAUCACUGUGUAUAAAUAUUUGUUUUUGAAAAGAAUAUGUUGAGUGAAGUUUCUUGUACUUACCUUCAUGUAUAAGUAUCUUUUUUUUUCAAUUUAAAAAUUAUUUUUUUUAUCUGUCUAUCUUCUUACAUUAGUUAUUGUAAAAACUGAUCCUUAUUCAUGUCAAAAAUGUACUUAAAACAAGUUUAGAAUGCCACAGAAAUGCAUACUUCCAGUAUAUAUUUAUAUAGAUCUAUAUACAUGUAGCUGUACCUAUUUAGAUAAAUAUAAUAAUGCUUGCAUUCUAAUUUAAUUAGAGUCUUUUAACUAGUGGUUUUUACUCCCUUUUAUUAGCUUUACCCUAAAAGAUUUUAAGAUAAGCUAAGUCUAGGUUAAACAUUAAUCAGUGCUAGCUUUACCAUUGUAUGAAGUUUAAAAUAUAUGUGAGAAACCACAAUUGGCAUAGUUGCUGUAACUAACAUUGAGGGCUUUAGAACUCAUUUUUUCAAAAGCUCCAUUUAGCUACAGCCCUAGAAAGCAACCAGUAGAUGACCAGCGGACCAUUUUUAUAUUGUUAUCAGGCUGUAUACUGUAUAUCCUAAUAUAUUCUAUUGCUUUUGUUAAAGAUUGACCUAAUGGUAGAUAAAGUAAAUAAAAAAUGAUUUAAAUUAUUAAAUAUAAUCCUCUUCCCCUUCAAUAAUAAUCUUUUAUCUCAGCAAACAGAAAUGAUUAUAAUUAGAAAUUAAUUAGUGUAGAACUAUGUUAAUAUACUAAAAAGAGUUUACUUCCAGAGAGACCCAUUUUAGUCUUUACCAACCAAAGAAUGGAUCUGAAAUAUAUUUUGAUGAUAAAUUUGCUGCAAGAGAGUACUGUCAGUCUUGGGCAGACUAUAUUAAUCAUAGCAUCUUAAAGCUGGAAGGGACCUCCAGAGCAAAAACUUUUUUUUUCCUACUCUGAAGGCAGAAAGUUAAUACCUUUGAGUUUUUUUCCUAGACUUUAUAAAAGAACAAGAAAACCAAAACAAUAGUUCCUGAGUCAGCUUAUUAAUUUGGUAUAAAGCUUGACAUAUUGCUUAGCUUUAUAUUUAACUCCACAUUAGCUUUGCUUCCAGUUGGUCAGUCCUCAGAUGUUUGACCGUAGGUAGAAAGAAGACUUCUAGCUUGUUAAUACAUAAGCAGUUUAGUUCAUGUGAAUGUAUUUAUUCUCACAUGUAAUGAAACUUAUAUUCAGAUGUUGUCAAAAAAAAAAAAAAAACCCUUUUUUUCCCCCCAUUUAUGUUGCUUUCCAAGGCAAACAGCUUGAACAUGUUCAGUAUUGUUUUGGGGGCCAUGGAUAAAAUAGAUACAGCCAAAAGAGAAUCCAACUCAACAGCAGUUCCUUUGGGUGGAUCCUUAGUUAUAUGUGCCCUUUGCCAAAGCAGAGCACUAAAAUGAUAGCUCAAAUUGGAGGUUGUCUUCUCCAGGGCAUAGUCUGUGUCUUACUCCUUUUUGUAUCCCCCAUGGUGCCUUGCAUAUAAUAAGAGCUCAGUAAAUACUUAUUGAAUUUUCACCAAUAUCAUGUUGCUACAAUUUUUCUUGACAUGAUUUUGUGAUUUUAAACUGAAUUUUAAAAAUACAACAUUUUUACCCCAAAAUGUAAAUUCAUAGCUAAAAGUGAUGUUUCUUCCAUUUAUUCCCAGUAUUGUGUCAUAUAUAGAGUAACCUCAGAGUUUGAAAGGCCUGGAUAUAGGUCCCGCCUCUGAUAAAUAUUGCCUAUGUGCCCCUCAGUAAGUCUCUAAGACUAUAAAUUAAUAGUGCAAUUGCCUAUUUGCAUUGAGUUCCUUAAUGAAAUCACAAGUCUGGACCAAAAUUUUUUCCCCGGUAUAUUUCUAAAAGAAUAAAAUUGACAUUGAGAAUGCGUGUUUAGGUAGCUCCUUAUUAUGCCUCCCAAAACUUAGUCAUAAAAACUUGGAGUCUGUAGACCUGAGGGUAAGAAAGGUGACGUGGGCUUUUUUUCCCCCUCCUAGUUCAUGGGAUAUUUUCCAUGAUAACCAGCUCUGAUAUGCAUGCAGAGCUAAUGUUGUUUUCUUGAUUUCAGUUCUGUGACCUCAUCCUCAGCCAACCCUAAAAUUCAACCAAAUGCAACUCUGUUCAUUUUGUAAAACAGUUCCUGCCUGUGCAUUUUUUAGUAGAAAGUGUAAAACAGCUUUCAGAGUUAAAAAAGAAACAAAAAACUACCACUAGAUGGAGAACCUUAUUUUUGUUAUUAUUUUUGUUUGUAAAGCUCAUUUGAACUUAAGUUUUACCCUUCAACCUGACAUUUGGAGAAAGCUUCAACCAAUUCUCAUUCUUUCCCUCUAUACAGUUCUAUUUGGUAUUCGGUUUUUUGGCAGUAAGACCAUUAUUUAGAGAAAUUUCAUUAAUUCACUCAAAACGAACAUGUUUGGUAGGUAGUUCUAACAGUGGCAGUUUGGGGUUUCUGGUAUUUUUGAUGAAUGGAAACAAAGCCCACCUCUUUCCCUUUGAAUUUUGGUCAGAAAGAAUAUUGGAAUACCAGGUUGAAGAAAAAAUGGUUUGGUAUCCUGCACAGCCAAAUUUGAAUUCUUAGCUCAAUUUAUCAUUUCUUGGACUACAUUAGUAGUCAAAAGUUUCCAAUUGAAUUUUGUGAGUCAAAAAGGAGAAAUGCAGGAUAGGGGAAAAGAAGCUUUUAAAAAUGUUAGCUAUUAAGAUUAUUGUCCUGCCUCAGUUCCGCCCCAUUUCUCUCCUUGUAGAGGCAACAAGCUUCAAAAACAGCCAAAUUUGUUUGUGAAUGUUUGUGUACUUGUAGCAGUUAAGUGACUCAUUUUAAGACUGGAAUUGGGCUGUGCUAGUCUGAAAUAAUAUCACUGUGACCCCUUAGCUGAUUAAUAGCUUCUGUCCUUUGAACCUGGACUUUUCCUAAGCCUGCUUUUUAGCACUCUUUCUGAUUGUCCCAUUUCCUACAGGAUACAGAUGAUAUAAAUAGGAAUGAUGGCUAAUGAACUAGGAAACCUUGUGUAGAAUAAUAGUAUCUCAAAUUCUCAGAAUAAUGUUAUUUUGUAAUUAAUGUGGCUAAAAAGCUAAAAGAAAGCUUGAUGAAUAGCGUGAAGCAGUAUUGAUUGACUUGUGACAGACUCCUAAGUUGUGUGUGUAGGAGAAAUAGCCCCCCCUCAAACACCUUAUUUUGACAAUUGAAGUUAAUGGUUCACCUUAGGAAAAUUGUGACAUUCCUCAAAAAGAGUUCAUCUUUAGAGUUUUCCCUCAGCUCCACUUCAGGGCUCAGAUGGAAAAACCCUUUGUGCUUUUGGAAUCAUCCCUACCCUACUUUCUUAAUAGCCUGUCAAAACAGGAAAAGAAUUUGUUAGUCUCAUUUGUCAACUGUUGAGGCUUUAGGAUAGAUAUCACUGUGGCACUUCAAUUAAGCAAUUGCAUUUUAAGUCUUUAUUUCUGGAAUGAGACUAACCUGUGCUAAAGAAUUUCAGUCUUCAGCAAGUGGGAAGAGAGGUAUUUAGAAAAUGACCCUAUACCUAUUUGUGUAGUAGACUCUGAAUAUAAACCCAAUUUAGACCAAUAGGGUAUGGGGUGGGGGAUGAUCAGUUUCUCUGAAGAGGAUUUUAGGGACUAACCCAGCUAUGGUUAAUGAAAGUCAUCUGGGAGCUGCUAGGGGCAUAGGAACACAUCCAUUGUUGUCUUCUAGCAGACUUAACCUUUCCUUGUUUGUGCCUGGGUUAGCUCUCUUUCUUUCCUGUCCCAAGGCCCUCAUACAUUCAUAUUUUGUCUUAUGGAAUAUUUGACAUUAAAUACUAGCUAAAAUAAUGUACUUUUCCCUUUUCUGAUGUCCAGGAAGAUUUAAUGUAUUUUAAACCUACCUCACAGGGUUGUUGUGAGGUUAAAUGUAUGUAAUGCUAUUUGCAAACUUUAAAGCUCUCUAUAACUGUUGUUAUAUCUGCCUCUGCUAACAAAGCUUCUGAUAAAGUGUGUCUUUGGAAUGCA